AUGCAAGAGUUCCCCUGGAAGAACCACAGCUCCAUCUCUGAGUUUAUCCUUCUGGGCUUCUCUAGGAAUUCCCAAACUAACAUCAUCCUCUUCAACAUCUUCCUCUUCCUCUACCUCUCUACACUCGUGGGUAAUGGGCUCAUUGUGACUUUGAUCUACUUGGAUUCUCGCCUCCACACACCCAUGUACUUCUUCCUCAGUGUCCUUUCCAUGUUGGACAUGAGCUAUGUCACCACCACGGUGCCCCAGAUGUUGGUGCAUCUUGUCUGCCAGAAGAAAACAAUCUCCUACGUUGGAUGUGUGGCCCAGAUGUGUAUCUUUCUUGUGUUGGGCAUCACUGAAGGCUGGCUGUUUUCUGUAAUGGCCUAUGAUCGCUAUGUCGCCAUUUGCUACCCACUCAGGUACAAGAUUAUCAUGAGCCCAUGGCUAUGUGUGGCAUUGGUGGUCUUUUGUGGGCUAUGGGGUGUUAGUUGUUCCCUUGUCUAUACUGUCUUUACCAUGCGUCUUCCCUACUGUGGCCCCAAUGAGAUCAACCACUUCUUCUGUGAAGUCCCUGCUGUGCUGAAGCUUGCCUGUGCAGACACAUCUCUCAAUGAUCGAGUAGAUUUCAUCCUCGGCUUCAUCCUACUCCUGGUACCACUUUCCUUCAUCCUGGCCUCGUACGUCCGCAUCUUUGCUGCCAUCCUGAGAAUCCGCUCAGCCCAAGGAAGGCUCAAGGCCUUCUCUACUUGUGCCUCUCACAUCACUGUGGUCACCAUGUUCUGUGGACCCGCCAUGUUUAUGUACAUGAACCCUGGAGCCAAUGCCUCUCCAGAACGGGACAAGAAACUGGCUCUAUUCUAUAAUGUUAUUUCUGCCUUUCUCAACCCUAUAAUCUACAGUCUCCGAAACAAAGAUGUGAAAAGGGCUUUCUUCAAAGUAACAGGCCUGGGUAAAACACCUAGGUGA
Molecule: messenger RNA, 948 nt
Organism: Perognathus longimembris pacificus (Pacific pocket mouse)
Lineage: Eukaryota; Metazoa; Chordata; Mammalia; Rodentia; Heteromyidae
Product: putative olfactory receptor 2B3
Exons: 1
Coding region: 1-948 (315 amino acids)
Biological process (GO): G protein-coupled receptor signaling pathway
Cellular component (GO): membrane
Molecular function (GO): olfactory receptor activity; G protein-coupled receptor activity
Source: RefSeq, a predicted model, not a curated record